UUAUUUUUCUUAAAAACCCUACCCUGGUCAGUUUAUAAUGAUUCAUUAUUUCCUGAGGCCAUACAUUUUAUUAAUAGGUAACCAAAUGCCCCCGACCAGCCAUAGGAUUAAUAAAUGUCUCUCCCCCAUACAGCAUUACCGUCUCGAGGAGCAAGUGGACUAAACCAAGGAGCGGGUUUGCUUGCUCUACAGACCCCAGAGUAAACAAAAAGCUUUGUAGCCGGCUUAUCCUGUCAGCGUUUACUAACUCAAUAUCAUCGGGAGCAGGCAUAACUAUCAAGGCAGAAAACAAAUACUGCUAAAAUAAAUGGCAAAUUUAUAUACCAAAUACGGCUCCACUCUUAGCAACAAUGACGCUACCGGGCUUUCUCUAUCCCUGUGAAUUAGGCAGCCAACACCAGAGAGAAAAUAAGCAUUGAGGGACCAAGAGGAGCUGCAAAGCCGGCUGACUGUAGUGGAAGUAUGUUCAUUACGGUGAAAUACGGAGAGGGACAUGAAGCUAUUUUCAACCCCCAGUGCCGGGUGGGCCUGUUGCUCAACUGUAUAAAAGAACGCUGUAGAUGUCUAAAUCGCGACAUAGAACUCUCAGAUGUACAAGGAAACGUUAAAAAUCUAAGACAGUCCCCGCGGCGCUACGCAAAUGAAUUUCUUACACCACGCCAAGCGUUCGUUCUCCUACAGGUGGACAAUUCGGAAGACUCUGAAUAUCAAUACAUUCCACUCCUAAAAGACGAUCAAAUUAUUACGGAAAAUUUCAUGGCUCAACUCGCAAAGAAAGAAAGUAAGGAAAACAAGGAUCGACCUACAAGUAGCAGACGGCCAACAAGCCGCCAGAGGUCAGUAGUAGCCAAUCUAAAGAACAGGAGAGACAGAGAUUCGUCGCAAGAAGAAAAAUCCAAAAGCACAGAGAGGAAAAGUAAAAAGUCAUUAAGCAUGGCGUCCUUAAGAGUGCCUAAGACUUCUGGAAGGCGAAACAGUGCGGCGUCGCCGCGUUAAACAAAACUAGAUAAAAUCAUGGGGGCAUAAGACCUAUUGGUAUCAUGCUCACAUCCAGUGCAUCUAUUAUCACCUUUUUUACCAGGAAUUCCUUCAUAAACAAUAGCAAGUGCUUGAAAAAAAUAAAAAAACGGUUUCUGUGGUUACUUGAUAUUUAAACUACUAAGCAUCGAAAUUUGACUUAUCAUAAAUGUAUCCACGAAAGUGGAAUUGACACCUUCUUGAAUAUAGAUAUCAGUUGGCACUUCUUAAAAUGAGGUUUAUUGUAAAGAUGAAUCUCUAAUUCAUAUAAAGGACAUGCGGGUUUUUAUCAUUGUCGCUUCACCAUCGGCUUUGCGAGAAAAAAACGAAAGAUCAGUGUGCAGUAUUUGAUUCUUUGGACGCAAUACACCCCGCAAAGAACUAUCUGUAGGACUUACAACAGCAGCAACAUCCAAAAGAGCACCCUCAGUUGCAAAACCAGGAAUAAAAAGCAGCAUCCGUGUAAAUCGCA
Lingula anatina is the source of this 1489-nucleotide messenger RNA. RefSeq lists its product as uncharacterized. NCBI's taxonomy places the organism in Eukaryota, Metazoa, Brachiopoda, Lingulata, Lingulida, Lingulidae. The record is from RefSeq and is a predicted model, not a curated record.